AUGGCUCCGCCAGCGGAAAUCGUCGACGGUCGCAAGACCUUUAUUCCUCUUGGUGAAAAACAACCCCGAAGUGUUAGCCCAGCUCUGUCAAAAUCUAGGGUUGCCCCAGGACUCACCUUUCACGAUGUCAUCUCUACAUCGCCGGAUCUGCUCUCUUGGAUUCCUCGGCCUAUCCAUGCACUCAUUCUCCUAGCCGAUGCACCGAUCUUCCAUGCUGUGCGGUCGCCUGGGAAGCCCACGAUUCCAGAAUACAAAGGCUCUGGCCCCGCUGAACCCGUGGUGUGGAUGAGGCAAACCAUCGGGCAUGCAUGUGGUCUCAUGGCACUACUCCACUGCCUCUUCAAUCUAGAUGACAGGCAGUACGUAACCCGUGGAUCAGAGCUGGACCAGCUUUUGGAGACAGCUAUUGGCUUGGCGCCUUCUGAGAGGGCCGAUUUAUUAUACCAGUCACAGUUCCUCGAGAAGGCGCAUAUGGAAGCAGCAUCCCAAGGAUCUUCUGCACCUCCAUCGCCCCAGGAUGAGAACCAUCAUCAUUUCGUUGGAUUUGUCCAAAAAGGCAAAGAUGUCUGGGAGCUGAAUGGGGGUCUGAAUGGCCCAUUACAUCGAGGUGAACUGAAUCACGGUGAUCUAUUGAGUGAGAGAGGUCUAGCCUUGACAGUUCAGGAUUUCCUCGAUGCAGCAGCCCAAGGAGGACAUGGAGAGAUGAGCAUUGUGGCAAUCGCAGGGACGGAUGCACAGCCCAUUUGA
Molecule: messenger RNA, 747 nt
Organism: Penicillium chermesinum
Lineage: Eukaryota; Fungi; Ascomycota; Eurotiomycetes; Eurotiales; Aspergillaceae
Exons: 2
Coding region: 1-747 (248 amino acids)
Biological process (GO): ubiquitin-dependent protein catabolic process; protein deubiquitination
Cellular component (GO): cytoplasm
Molecular function (GO): cysteine-type deubiquitinase activity
Source: RefSeq, a predicted model, not a curated record